CAGCGCUGCAGGGAAAUGUUUGAAGGCUUCUGUCCCAUCCCCAGAAAAACAAGUAUAGAAGGUCAUUCGCUGUCAGGUCACUCACUGUCCUGGGAUUGUGGGAUUGUGACACAGAGCAAAGGUGUAAGUAGAGCAAACGGGAACCCAGAGCCGUCACACAGCACAGAGAACACAGGAGGACGGCACGGAACAGUCACCAUGAGGCUCUGGCAUCUUCUGUACAUCACUACAUUCAUUUCCUCCAAUGGUUACUGCAUUGAACUAACAGGCCUGUACGGACGGAUUUCUUCUCCUGGGUAUCCAAAGCCUUAUCCCAAUGACCAGACCUUGACCUGGGACAUUCGAGUACCUGAAGGACAUCGCAUCAAAAUCUACUUCACCCACUUUCAUCUGGAGUUGUCAUACUUGUGUGAAUAUGACUAUGUCAAGCUGACGUCCCAGGGCACAGUUGUGGCACAUGUGUGUGGUAAGGAUGGCACAGACAUAGAGGAAGCGCCGGGAGACGCCCCCUUCUACUCCCGGGGCAACAAGAUGACUGUGACAUUCAGAAGUGACUACUCCAAUGAGAAAGAGUUCAGCGGAUUUGAAGCUUUCUAUAUGGCUGAAGAUAUCAAUGAGUGUGACAGUCAGACCGAAGACACAGAAAUCUGCGACCAUUUCUGCCACAAUCACAUUGGCGGAUACUACUGCAGCUGCCGGACGGGAUUCAGGCUGCACACAGACAGGAAGACCUGCAUAGUUAAGUGUGAUGAUGUGACCUACACAGCAAGUUCAAGUGAGAUCACAAGUCCAGACUUUCCAGGUGUCUACCCCAAACUCACCAACUGCAAGUACAGGAUUCAGGCUGAAGAGGGCUUCUCUAUCCUCCUGACGUUUCUGCACUUUGAUGUGGAGUCGCAUCCAGAUACUGUGUGUCCUUACGACCGGCUACAGAUUACAGCCAAGGGAAAGAACCUACCUCCCCUCUGUGGGGAUAAUUUACCACCAGAAAUGGACACGGGCAGCAAUAAGGUCGAUAUUUUGUUUACAGCGGAUGGAUCUGGACAUCACACAGGGUGGAAAAUUCAAUAUACGACCAAAGCCCUUCCAUGUCCUGAUCCUUUGCUGCCACCUAGAGGACAUUUCAUGCCACCAAAGAAAGUGUAUGUGGUGAAGGACCGUCUGUCUCUUUUCUGUGACAUAGGACAUGUACUACUAGAGAACAAGAAAAUCAUCAGCUCAUUUACUGCAGUAUGUCAGACUGACGGAACAUGGGAUAAACCACUGCCCACGUGUGUCAUUGUUGACUGUGGCGUUCCUGACAACAUAGACAAUGGGACGCUCACCUUUGCCGCAGCGAGAGGCGUGACUACUUACGGUGCAAUAAUUCAGUAUAAAUGCACAGGAUCUUUCUACAACAUGAGAGAUGGCCAAGGAAAAUACCAGUGUGGAGAAGAAGGAUACUGGGAAGACAUCAACACCAAAAGCAAAACACUUCCAGCUUGUGUACCUGAUUGUGGAAAGCGGAAACCAGGGCCCGUUCAGCGUAUAAUUGGCGGGAAGAUAACCAGGCUGGGGGCCUUCCCAUGGCAAGUUUUCAUUAAAGGAGCAGAUGGCGGCACUGGAGGCGGGGCACUCCUUAAUGACAGAUGGAUCAUUACCGCCGCUCAUGUCAUAUACAAGAAAGCCCUGGAUGACAUGAAUAUAAAAAUGGGACUCAUCAAAAGUGAUGACACAAAUUUUAUUAGGGCUUUUCCUGAAGCAGUUUUCAUUCAUGAAGAUUAUAAAGAUGAUGAAACAUACAAUAAUGAUAUCGCUUUGAUUAAAUUGCGCGACAAGGUCCCAGUAAGUGAAAACAUCCUGGGAAUCUGUCUUCCUACGAAAGAGCCGCGGUACCAUAUCAGCCACAACGAGGACUCUCACCAUACCGGACAAGUGUCUGGCUGGGGAUAUACAGAGAGAGAGCAUCUUUCCCGUAACCUGCGCUUUGUAGAGGUGAAUAUAAUGGAUCAUGAAAAGUGUGCUGCCACGUACAGGGCAAAGUCCACGGCUGAAGUAAAAUAUACCGUCACUGAGAACAUGAUCUGCGCUGGUCACCAAGAAGGGGGGAAAGACUCCUGUGCUGGAGACAGUGGCGGACCCUUAGUGUUUUUUGAUACUGAAACCCAAAAAUGGUUUAUUGGUGGAAUAGUAUCUUGGGGGCUAGGAUGUGGGGUUAUAGGUCAGUAUGGAGUAUAUACAAAAGUAAGUAACUACCUUGACUGGAUAGAAAACACUAUUCAAAAGCCAUAAGCUUUACAACAAGAUGCAAUCUAUUCUUAUUUGGUAAUAUAAUAUUAAAAUAAUUAUCAUUUAAAAAAAAUGUAAAUUGUAUGAGCAGCCUUGGCGGUUCUAGAUUCAUGGCGCAGAUAAUAUAAAUGUAAUGUAUAUAAUAGAUAAAACGGUGGAUGAACAAUCAUCCAUAUAAUGAGACCCUGCAGCCGGAUAUAAACAGAUAAAAUCACCGCGCUGCUUCUAUGUCUAAACCGAAGUGAAAUCUGCUUCCAAUUUAGAUACACGAAAGAGCUUUUAUAAUUCAGUUUUAUUAUAUAGAUUAUAAAAUAAUAUAUAGCUUUUGUAUAAAAAGAGCUUAUUCCGUAGUCUCAAUCAAUGGUAUUCACAUGUAUGCAAUCAUGUAAUAAUAAUAUACACCUUGAUACUUUUUAUCAUAAUAAUGCUGUAUGUAACUCCUAAACGAUUAUACUUUUCAGAGGGCGACAUUUCUGUAUUUAUAAUCCCUUUUUCAUUGAUUUUAUGUAAUAUUCUAAUUUUCUGAGAAUUUGGAUUUGGGGUUUUCAUAAACUAUAAGCCACAAUCAUCCAAUUUCUAACAAAUACAGGCUGAAAUGUCUCACUUUGCAUGUAAUGAGUCUAUAUAAUAUAUUAGUGUCACCUUUUAAGUAGAAUUACUGAA
This is a messenger RNA of Pseudophryne corroboree (corroboree frog), 2931 nucleotides long. It is a transcript of the gene MASP2, whose product is annotated as MBL associated serine protease 2. Lineage: Eukaryota; Metazoa; Chordata; Amphibia; Anura; Myobatrachidae. Gene Ontology annotation, molecular function: serine-type endopeptidase activity; calcium ion binding. The transcript is spliced from 11 exons. Bases 16 to 2271 code for a protein of 751 amino acids. Gene Ontology annotation, biological process: complement activation; proteolysis. Gene Ontology annotation, cellular component: extracellular region. The record is from RefSeq and is a predicted model, not a curated record.